Molecule: messenger RNA, 2260 nt
Organism: Lethenteron reissneri (Far Eastern brook lamprey)
Lineage: Eukaryota; Metazoa; Chordata; Hyperoartia; Petromyzontiformes; Petromyzontidae
Product: sorting nexin-6-like
Biological process (GO): retrograde transport, endosome to Golgi
Cellular component (GO): endosome
Molecular function (GO): phosphatidylinositol binding
Source: RefSeq, a predicted model, not a curated record
CUCAGAAUCUCUGUUCGAAUUUACAAUGUAUAAAGAACCUAAACCAUUGAGUGCCCUUGCUAUGAAGCAUUGUGCUGUUCUGUGUGCAUAAGCAAGUCCCAUCCCGUUUGUGUAGAAGCAGAAUAAUACUCGGAAGUGCGUCAGCUCAGAUGACUGGAGGCUGCACCCGGUGUCAACUCGCCGCUCAGUGUGCAUCUUGCCAGUUUCAGCAACAUUUUCACACUUUGGGUCCAUCACGGGUUCAACUUGUGGCUGGCCUUUGUUGAGCCACACACCGUUAACGAUCCUUAAGAGAACGCAUUUAUUCCGAGAUGGAUGAGGAAAUCAAUCUUUUGAAAGAAGAAGACGACGAAAAGGGCCGCUCUGUGAGCAUCGACCUGCAGGGGGAGCCCGCGCUGCGUGUGUCGAUCACGGACGCCGUGAGCGAGCGAGACCGGGUCCUCUUCACAGUUUGCACCAAGACAAUUUUGCCAGCCUUCAAGAACAGCAAGGUGUGUGUAUCGCGCCAGUACGAAGACUUUGUGUGGCUGCAUGACUCAUACGUGGAGAACGGAACCUACGCGGGCUUCAUUAUCCCCCCAGCGCCACUGCGACCCGAUUUCUCAGCCUCGCGCGAUAAGCUGCAUAGGCUGGGUCAGUCCGAGGGAACGAUGACAAAGGAAGAAUUUUCCAGAAUGAAACAAGAAGUGGAAGCUGAGUAUCUGGUGGUGUUCAAGAAGACUGUGGCCAUGCAUGAGGGCUUCUUGGUCCGACUGGCUACCCACCCUGUCCUCAGCCAGGACUCCAACCUACAGGUCUUCCUCGAGUACACGCAUGAGUUGAACGUGCGGGGCAAGAAUAAGAAGGAGAUGCUGGGAGGAUUCUUCCGGAACGUGGUGAAGUCUGCGGACGAGCUGGUCGUCUCCGGAGUUGAGGAUAUCGACGAGUUCAUGGAGCAUGAGAAAGUCUUCUUGGUGGAUUAUCAUUCGCGAAUCAAAGAUGCCACCACCAAGGCUGACAAAAUGACAAAAGCACACAAGAACAUCGCAGAGGACUACCUCCACAUCUCAGCCAGCUUCACCAGCCUGGCCACACAGGACUCCAGGAACUUUAGCAAGUUAUACCUUUGUAUUGCUGAUGUGCUGGAAAAAACAAGGAAACUAGAGGGACGGGUGGCUUCUGAUCAAGAUCUGAAGCUCUCAGACCUGUUUCGAUAUUACAUGAAGGACUCGCAAGCUGCCAAGGACUUGCUGUACCGGCGGACCAGGGCUCUCGUAGAUUACGAGAACGCCAACAAAGCGCUGGACCGCGCACGCACCCGCAACAAGGACGUUUCUGCAACCGAAAGCCAGCAACAGACCUCCUUCCAGCGCUUUGAAAAGCUGUCCUCUACUGGAAAGCAGGAGCUGAAGGAUUUCAGGUGCAGGCGAGUGAUGGCAUUCCGCAAGGGGCUGGUGGAGCUUACAGAGCUUCAGCUCAAACACUGCAAGGCAAAUCUGCAAGUCCUACAAAUCUGUCUGGGCCAGAUACAAGAUGCUAACUGACAGAUGUCAUCUUUGGGAUAAAUAAACGCAUUCCAACAUAAACUUUAAAAGUGCCGUCUUACUGCAUGGCAUUAAAGUCUUCACCCAAAGACAUGUUUAAUUAAGAGAGGAACCAUACAUUUAUAUAAAAUGCUCUCGAUUGAAGUAACACCAACCCAGCUGUCGAUCAAGAUUGCGAUAAAGGCCAGUACAUUGCUCAUAUGUUUUAAACGCCCUUGAGAGUUAUGCUUGAUUACAUACCACAUUGCCAGGCACCAAGGAGCACUCUAUUGAUAAGACAUACAUUCUGUUCUUUGGGACCCAGAUAAUGCCUGGACAUCCGGUUUUUUAGCCAUACAAUUGCAAUCGUUAUACUGUAUAGCCAACCUAUCCGUGCAUUCAAGUCGUACACAUUUAGAUUUGUGCAUACCCAAUUUAAUAUUAACUUUCAAUUUUUUUUACUAAUAAUGAUCAAUUCUUGAACUGCAAUCUUUCAUUUAUGUUAUCAAUUUAAUUUUGUUUGCGUAUACAGUAUGGAAUUUUUUACAGUAGAUUUACAUUAUUUGGUUUAAUUCUACAUUGACUAUAAAAGGUAUGGAUAAAGACAAGAGAUUAUAUGUUAAAUUAAUAAAUAAGUGUGCGAUAUUUCUUACGUGAAAACAUACCAUGUAGUACUAUACUCCAUUAGUUUUGAAGUAAAAAAACAUUUUGGAAAUAAGUCUGGAGUGAUAUUUGUCAAAUAAAAACCGUGGAAACUA